ACGGCAGGAUCAGCGAGGACAGCGUGGACGUCAAUCGUUGCAUGUGCACGCCUGUGUGCGCAGACGGGCGCACGAGAAAAGACGAGUUCAAAAUAACACAUGCUUGAAUUAAAUCGCUCAUCACCAUUGCACGCACGGACAUGAUUAAGGAACGUGCACAUGAUGAGAGGGAGAAAAGGAAUGCGGCUAUUAUGAAUUAAUAAACCACAAAUUCAGACGAUAGUUUUUUUUUAUCAAGUAAAACAAGGAUUCCGCCUCGCCAUGGAGAACCAAGUCACCGAGCUGCAGCAGGAAAGCUACGAGGACGUACGGAAAAGCGGCUAUCUCCGCAAGCAGAAAUCUAUGCACCGGCGAUUCUUCGUAUUAAGGGCGGCAUCGGAACAGGGCCCCGCUCGACUCGAAUAUUAUGAGAACGAAAAGAAAUUUCGCAGUAAAUCACCUGUCCCUAAAAAAGCACUCAAUCUGGAGACUUGCUUUAACAUCAACAAGCGGGCGGAUUCCAAGAACAAGCACAUGAUAGUGAUGUAUACCCGCGGGGAGAGCUUUGCCAUCGCUGCAGACAGCGAGGAAGUCCAAAACGAGUGGUACCUGGCCAUGCUGGACCUUCAAUGUAAAUGUAAAAGCCCUGAAGACUGUGGCAGUGGAGGUGAGUGUGGCCUCCCCUCCCCCGGCGCCGCCUUCAAGGAGGUGUGGCAGGUGAAGGUGUGGCCUAAGGGGCUAGGUCAGGCCCGGAACUUGAUCGGCAUCCACCGCCUGUGCCUGACUGACAAGACGGUGAACUUUGUGAAGCUGAACUCGGACGUAGCCGCCGUGGUCCUACAGCUGAUGAACGUGCGCCGCUGCGGACACUCUGAGAACUUCUUCUUCAUCGAGGUGGGCCGAUCGGCCAUGACGGGACCAGGGGAGUUCUGGAUGCAGGUGGAGGACUCCGUGGUGGCCCAGCACAUGCAUGAGACCCUGCUGGAGGCCAUGAAGGCCCUGAGCGAGGAGUUCCGUCAGCGGAGCAAGUCCCAGACCGUGGGGGCCUCGGGGGGCGGGGGGACCGCCUCCAACCCUAUCAGCGUCCCUAGUCGCCGCCACCACCCCAACCUGCCCCCCAGCCAGGUUGGCUUCUCCAGGAGGGCCCGGACCGAGACCCCCGGCGCCGGGGGAGGGAACAGCACCAGCACGUCCCCCACGCCACGCCAUGGAUUCCCCAGGGCCAGGACCGCCAGUAUUGGGGGUCGGGCGGAGGACGGUGGGACCUCCACAAGGGGGGCUUGGGCGAGCUCCAGCCCCAGUCUGAACGGAUCCUGCUCCACCACCCCCACCUUCAGGCCCAAACCCACCAGGGCUCCCACCCCCGCCAAGAUCACCCUCAGCUUGGCUCGCUACACCCCCAACCCCGCUCCCUCCCCGGCUCCAAGCCUCUCCUCCAGCUCGGGUCACGGCUCCGAGUGUGGGCUGGUGGGGGCGGCGGUCGGAGGGGUAGCAAUCUGCUCCUACACUCGCAUCCCACAGAGAGUUUCCGUCUCUGGGUCUCCCAGUGACUACGGCUCCUCAGAUGAGUACGGCUCCAGCCCAGGGGAGCACUCCCUCCUGGUGCCCAGUCUGCCAGGGGGUUCCCUCGGGGGGCUGGGUCUCCACGCCUAUGGAGAGGUGUCCUCCAGCUACAUAGUGAUGGGCCAAAGGGAGGGUCUCCCCGGCUCUCACAAGCACUCCCAUGGCCGCAGGGUGCUGCGUCGCUCGUCCAGCAGGGAGUGCGAGGCGGAGAGGAAGCUGCUGAGCAAGAGGGCGUCCCUGCCCACGUCCGCCCAGGAGCGCCUCGCCCCGCGCAGGAAGGACGAGGAAGAGGACGAGGACGAAAAGUAUGCGGUGAUGUCGAGGAGCGUCAGCCGGGAGGCCCUCGUCUCGUCGCGGGGCUCCGGGGGCGAGCGGGGCAGGGCGAGGGCGGUAGGGGAGGCCCGGGGGAGGGCAGACCCGGGGAGGGGCGAGCCGGCAGGAGGGAGAGGAGACGGGAAGGUGGACAGCGGCUACAUGUCCAUGCAGCCUGGCGUGACGGCUCCUCCUGCCUCCCUCCCGCUCUCCGUCGCUGUGUCCGAGUCCUGCGCUAAACCGGACGACGAGUACAUGGCCAUGACCCCCAACAGCAGCGUCUCCCCCCCCCAACACAUCCGCCCGCCGGUGUCCGAGGGAUACAUGGUGAUGUCCCCCAGUAGCAGCUGCUCUCCAGACCUGCACGGCAUGGCCAUGUGGGGCAGCAGAGGCAGCAUCGAGAGCCGGGCCGGCAGCGACUACAUGAACAUGUCCCCCAUCAGCAUCCGCUCUGCCUGCAGUACCCCUCCCUCGCACCAGGAGCAGCACCCCCUCCAGCCCAAGAUGGCCUGCUCCUACUUCUCCCUGCCACGCUCCUACCAGCACACGCUCUCCACUCGCUUCGAGGAUGACCUGGGCCAGUGCAAAGGCAAGCAGGGCGGCGGUGAACGCGAUGGUUCUAGGAGCAGAGGAAAACAGGGGGGUUACAGCAAGAGAGACAAGGCCAACGUAGGGCAUGGGGGAGCCGGCCCUCUCUCCCUCUCCUCCUCCUCCUUCUCCUCCAGCUCGGCCAGCAGUGAGAGCCUGGAGGACAAGCCCAUGUCGGUGGCUGCGAGCGGGGUGCUCCGGCUAACCAGAAUAGGCCCGGGGUACAGAAGCUCAGGAGCGCGCUCCAAAGAAGGAAGCCACCAGCAGAAACGUGGCUCCGGUGGUCCGGGGCCUCAGCACCAGAGGAAGGGCAGGCCCCUCAGCGUGUCUGUGGACAUGUCUAAAGCCAACACGCUGCCCAGGGUGAAGGAAAGCCUCCUUCCUGCCGCCUCGCAGAGUCCCGGUGAGUACGUGAGCAUCAUGUUCGGGGGGAACGGGCUGUCGGGGACGCACGGUGCCCCUCGGCCCGUGCACCGCCCGGCCCUGUGCCAGGACUCCACCGGCCUCCCUCGCAGCUUCUCAGCCCCGCUGUCCACCUCUGCUGAGUACGUCAACAUGGACCUGGGGAGCUCCCCCUCCCUGACCCCUGAGGGGUCGUCGUUCGGCUCCCUGCGGGGCCCCACCGCCCCUCAGGCCCGAGACGAGUGCAGGAGGCCGCCUCUCGCAGCAACGGAGGGCAGCGGACGGCACAGGACUGCCGCGGCCAUGGCAACCGCGUUGUCGGACUCCCUAUUCACAGAAUACACGGAGAUGGCCUUCAGCCAGGUUGGCCCCGCCCCUUCCCUGGGCUCCGCCCCCUCACGGGGCCCCGUCUCCUCACUUGGCCCCGCCUCCCCUGUCGGAGCCUCGCUCCGCACCUCAGAGCAGGACCCUGGCCUGGUCGUCUCCACGGCGACGGCCUUCUCCUCUCCUGACAAGGGCAGCCGGCUGGUCAGAGAUGACCCUUUGGGAAGAAGACGCCACCAUUCAGAGACCUUCAUGACCUCCCUGUCCCAGCACCCCUCCUCCUCGGCCCAGUUCCUGGUCGCCUCCGGGGCUCACCAGGGGAUGGAAGCCUCUCUGUGGGAAAACGGCCAGCCAGCCACACCCGCCACACAGUCCUCCUCAGCACUGUCAGCUGAACACGGCCUUAACUACAUCGAUCUGGACCUGGCCAUGAGGGAGAGCCUCCAGACAGGGCUGGAGGGAGCUUCCGCCCCCCACAGCCUCUUCAGCCCCGGCCCCGGGGGGGGCCUGGGGACCAACGCCAUUGCUAGCCUCAACACCUAUGCCAGUAUUGACUUCUACAAGUCUGAGGAGCUGAGAGCACAGCAGAACAGUCGGAAGGAUGGCAAAGAAUGUUAAUGACCCAUCUUCUUCCUGAAGACAUUCCUGCUGACACAGCACCUGUGCUGUAGCUGGAC
Hypomesus transpacificus is the source of this 3845-nucleotide messenger RNA. RefSeq names its product insulin receptor substrate 1-B. The record is from RefSeq and is a predicted model, not a curated record. Gene Ontology annotation, cellular component: cytosol; plasma membrane. Gene Ontology annotation, molecular function: phosphatidylinositol 3-kinase binding; insulin receptor binding. Gene Ontology annotation, biological process: insulin receptor signaling pathway. NCBI's taxonomy places the organism in Eukaryota, Metazoa, Chordata, Actinopteri, Osmeriformes, Osmeridae. The coding region runs from base 262 to 3786 and encodes 1174 amino acids. The transcript is spliced from 3 exons.